AUGAUCAUCAUCACCAAGUUAUCAAUUUAUGUCUUGUUCUUCGUCCUCGUAAACUCUCUUCUUCUUCUUCAAGUUAUUGGUCACAGCUAUGACCAGCUGAACACAACUUCUUCAUGGCUCAAGAACCACACCAAAUCGCCUACAAUGUCAAAUUGGGGUAGGUCAAAGCCACCGAUGUGUAAACCGCGGGUUUGCAAAGAGGGCGGACCACCAAUGGCUCGAAUGAGAUGUUGUCGCAACCAAUGCGUUGAUGUCUUGUCCGAUCCAAACCAUUGCCGGUUCUGUUUCAAGAAAUGUCGGUUCGCAUUGUCUUGCUGCGACGGAGAUUGCGUUGACACGAAUAACGAUCCGUCUAAUUGCGGACAGUGCGGGAACAAGUGUGAUUCCGGCGCGCCUUGUGAGUUUGGUAUGUGUGGCUAUGCAGAUCCGUCGUCAAAACCCCGAAAACGUAAACGCCAUCCUAAGUUCCACCGGCCACGUCCUCCUCCUUCUCCUGAUAGUAAACAUUAG
Microthlaspi erraticum is the source of this 510-nucleotide messenger RNA. NCBI's taxonomy places the organism in Eukaryota, Viridiplantae, Streptophyta, Magnoliopsida, Brassicales, Brassicaceae. The record is from the annotation of a GenBank genome assembly.